AUGAGUAACGCACAAGCUCGGGGCGGUGCCCGGAAGAUUUCCUUCAAUGUCAGCGAGCAGUACGACAUCCAGGAUGUUGUUGGCGAAGGUGCCUAUGGUGUGGUUUGCUCUGCCAUCCACAAGCCCUCAGGCCAAAAGGUUGCCAUCAAGAAGAUCACGCCCUUUGAUCACUCCAUGUUCUGCCUGCGGACGUUGCGUGAAAUGAAGCUCCUCCGGUACUUCAAUCAUGAGAACAUCAUCUCCAUUCUCGAUAUUCAGAAGCCUAGAAGCUACGAAUCAUUUAAUGAGGUCUACCUCAUCCAGGAGUUGAUGGAGACCGAUAUGCACCGCGUCAUCCGCACACAGGAGCUCUCGGACGAUCAUUGCCAGUAUUUCAUCUACCAGACGCUGCGUGCCCUCAAGGCCAUGCACUCUGCCAACGUUCUCCACCGCGAUUUGAAGCCUUCCAACUUGCUUCUCAAUGCCAACUGCGAUCUCAAAGUGUGCGAUUUCGGUCUGGCUCGUUCGGCGGCGUCACAGGAGGACAACUCGGGUUUCAUGACAGAAUAUGUUGCCACCCGUUGGUAUCGUGCGCCCGAGAUCAUGUUGACCUUCAAAGAGUACACCAAGGCUAUUGACGUCUGGUCGGUGGGCUGCAUUCUCGCCGAGAUGCUCAGCGGCAAGCCUCUGUUCCCAGGCAAGGACUACCACCACCAGCUUACCCUCAUCCUCGACGUCCUCGGCACGCCAACAAUGGAGGAUUAUUAUGGCAUCAAGUCCAGACGCGCGCGCGAGUACAUCCGGUCGCUUCCCUUCAAGAAGAAGGUGCCCUUCCGCACGCUCUUCCCCAACACGUCCGACAUGGCUCUCGACCUCCUCGAGAAGCUGUUGGCCUUCAACCCCGUCAAGCGCAUCACCGUCGAGGAGGCGCUCAAGCACCCAUACCUCGAGCCGUACCACGACCCCGAGGACGAGCCGACCGCGCCGCCAAUCCCCGAGGAGUUCUUUGACUUUGACAAGCACAAGGACAACCUGAGCAAGGAGCAGUUGAAGCAGCUGAUUUACCAGGAGAUUAUGAGGUAAAAAACCGUUUGUUGGAAGUGGUUUGCUUGUCUGAGCAAAGUGGGUUGGUUUGUAUACCGUGGAUUUUUGACUGAGCAAGAUCAAGGGUGGGAUGGAUAGGGAUAGCAUAGGGCAGGAUAACAGCAUGUGUGACAAUUGUAGAAAAAGGAGGGAAAUACCUGGGAUGUGAAAUUUGGGGGGCAGGGUGAGGGGCUCCUAUUUAAGUCAUUUUUUUUUUCCUAUCCUCAAUUGGGCGUAUUUGAGUAGUUGAUGAGGGAAAUACCUUUUGUGAAAUGCUCGACUUGUGGGAAGUUGCUGAUAAUUUGCGAUUGAACCUUGUUGCAAUGCCGUCAGUUGCGCAUGGGAAUUGUGGAAAUGAAUGAUACCUCCAGGUGGUAUAGAUAUAAGCCCCAUGGCACA
Podospora bellae-mahoneyi is the source of this 1461-nucleotide messenger RNA. It is a transcript of the gene tmk1, whose product is annotated as mitogen activated protein kinase. Gene Ontology annotation, biological process: intracellular signal transduction; protein phosphorylation. The record is from RefSeq and is a predicted model, not a curated record. The coding region runs from base 1 to 1062 and encodes 353 amino acids. NCBI's taxonomy places the organism in Eukaryota, Fungi, Ascomycota, Sordariomycetes, Sordariales, Podosporaceae. Gene Ontology annotation, cellular component: nucleus; cytoplasm. The transcript is spliced from 4 exons. Gene Ontology annotation, molecular function: ATP binding; MAP kinase activity.